CUCAUCGCUUUAAUAAUGACGUCAAACAGUAAUUUUGCAGUUCUCGCCCUCCUCGUCGUCAUCGCCAUUGGGGGUGUGGAACCUCAUGGAAAUAUGCUAAUCCCCCUCAACCGGGCAUCCAUUUGGAGAAAUCCCAAAUUUGCGAGCUACAACCCAAGAGAAAAUUGGAACGAUCGAGAACUAUAUUGCGGCGGAUUUAUUAAACAAUAUUACAAUAACGGCGGAAAUUGCGGGCCUUGCGGGGACGACUGGGCCGAGCGGGCGCCUCGACAUCAUGAAAAUACCGGGUAUUUCGGGCAAGGUAUUAUCACCGCAAAUUAUACUGCGGGACAGGAAAUUCCGAUCCAAAUCUACCUCGAAGCUUAUCACAUGGGAUAUUUCGAAUUCAGCAUUUGCCAACUCGCCAAUCGUGGCUCGAUCGAAACUAACGAAUGUUUUAGUCUGACCCUCGAACAGAGCAACGGUUCCGGUCAAAAGUUUAUUGUGGAUAAAGGCAUUGGCAUUUAUGACAUGACGUACCGAUUACCAGAAGGAUUUCGCUGUGACGCUUGCGUUCUCCGGUGGCACUAUGAAACGGGAAACUUGUGGGGCGAUUGUGACGAUGGGACCCAAGGAUUUGGAUGCGGUCCGCAAGAAAUUUUCAGAAAUUGUGCAGAUAUUUCGAUUUAUUAAAUUUCUGAUUAAAUUAUUAUCAUUUUUC
Folsomia candida is the source of this 700-nucleotide messenger RNA. RefSeq lists its product as uncharacterized. The transcript has 4 exons. The record is from RefSeq and is a predicted model, not a curated record. Lineage: Eukaryota; Metazoa; Arthropoda; Collembola; Entomobryomorpha; Isotomidae. Bases 16 to 672 code for a protein of 218 amino acids.